UGCAUAAACUGGGUGUCCACCAGUUCAGCAUACUCCUGGAUCAGUUACAAAGUGAGUUAAUGGCCUCCCUCCUUCCUGCUCUUAAAGCUGUGGGGGUGAGGCACGCUGUUUACAGUCACUUCUCAAUUAUCAGAAUUUUUUUUUCUUUUAGAGACAGAGUCUCUCACUACCGUACCCCCUGCUGACCUCGAAUUCCUAGAAAUCCUGGGCUCUCAGUGCUGGGAUUAAAGUAGCGAACCAAUGUAUCAGCCAGUUGUCAGGUUUGUUACUUUCAGGCCUAAGUCCUAGAGGCUUUGCCAGUUCCAAAGGGUGUCAAGUUACUGCUGGUGGGCCUGAGACCCAAAUGAGUGCAGAUGCUCCAGGCAUGGCUGGCACCUGAGUUCUGCUUCUGAAGGCUACCAGGUCCAUGCGCUGGCCAUUUAGAACAAGGUGGGAACAGGAAUCUGUCGCGAGGCCCACCUUCCCACCAAGCUGGCCCGCGUUGACUACAUGGUCCUGGAGACCUCGCCAGCAAAAAGCAAACAGCGUGAUGUAGGACAGGAAUAAAGAUCGAACAGCGAGGCAAGGAGGCAAGAAGAGGGAAAGAAUCUGGUGGUGUUUUUCUCUGCUGUAGCCGAGACAGUCAUAGGAACUGGGCCAGAGCCUUUUGCCCCUCCUCGGCUAGGCUAGGCUUCCUUUUUUCCUUUUUUUAUUUUUUUGCUCCCUCACCCUCUACCCCCUCUGCCUCCUCUGCCCCGCCUCCCACUUCCUCCCGGACAACCCCACCCUUUGUCCCCUCCUCCCCUCCCGCUUAGUCUCCUUAGUUCCGUCCCUCCAGCCCUGGGCUCCGCCCUUUUGCAACCUGUCCCUCCCCCACUGUCUGCCCUGUCCCUUUCUACCAACCUUGGCCCCAUCCCUCCUGUGCUGUCUUCCGCCCCCUUGUUCCCAUCCUAUUCUGCUACGUCCUGUUUCAGCUCCUUUGCUGCGACCCUUCUGCUCUGCCUUUGCCCCUCCUCCUCCCCCUGUCCCGCCCACUUCCUCUCUGCCCCGCCUCCUUUCCUUGCCUCGCCCCUCCCUCGUUACGUCUCUCUCUCUCUCUCACAGCCUCUGAUCCUUGGCCUACAAAGGGUUUGGCGAAAUCCAAAGUUUGAGUGCCUGUCUUGUGUAGGUGCGGUGCGCCGCGCUACCCCCCCCCACGUGCUCUACUGCGCAUGCGUGCGGGCUGCGCUUGCGCACUGACAUCCGCGGCGCAGCUCUGCUUGGUGGUGCCGGCCUCUGGACCGAGCGGCCAUGGGGUGGCGGGCGGCUGGGUCGCUGAGAGCCAGGUAGCAGUAGGGCAGCAGGGACCGCUGGCUCGGCCCAGCAUGUAGACGUCCACGCGGGCGCGCGGCAGCCGACGCACCAGUGUUUUUUUCAUAUCAACUAUGGAAAUGGAACAAGAAAAGAUGAACCUGAGUAAGGAGCUGAAUCCUGACUCAGCCUCCUACAACUGUUCAGCAUGCCAUGGGGAUGAGACCUGGAGCUACAAUCACCCCAUCCGGGGCCGGGCCAAGUCUCGGAGCCUGUCAGCCUCACCUGCCCUGGGCAGCACCAAGGAGUUCAGGAGAACCCGCUCUCUCCAUGGGCCGUGCCCAGUGACAACGUUUGGACCAAAAGCCUGCGUGCUGCAGAACCCCCAGACCAUCAUGCACAUCCAGGACCCUGCAAGCCAACGGUUGACAUGGAACAAGUCUCCAAAGAGUGUGCUUGUUAUCAAAAAGAUCCGAGAUGCCAGCUUACUGCAGCCCUUCAAGGAGCUCUGCAUAUACCUCAUGGAGGAAAACAACAUGAUCGUGUAUGUGGAAAAGAAAGUUCUGGAAGACCCUGCUAUAGUGGGUGAUGAAAACUUUGGACCAGUGAAGAAGAAGUUCUGCACUUUCCGUGAAGAUUAUGAUGACAUUUCCAACCAGAUAGACUUCAUCAUAUGCCUUGGAGGAGAUGGUACCUUGCUCUAUGCCUCCUCACUUUUCCAGCCCGGCGAUGCCACCUGGUCUCCUCACCCACAGGGCAGUGUGCCUCCUGUUAUGGCCUUUCACCUUGGAUCCCUGGGCUUUCUGACCCCAUUCAACUUUGAGAACUUCCAAUCCCAAGUGAAUCAGGUGAUAGAGGGGAAUGCUGCUGUUAUCCUGAGGAGCCGGCUAAAGGUCAGGGUGGUGAAAGAGCCCAGAGACAAGAAGACAGCCAUCCACAACGGCCUCAGUGAAAAUGGUCUGGACACAGAGGGCGGAAAACAAGCUAUGCAAUACCAGGUCUUGAAUGAAGUGGUGAUUGACAGAGGCCCUUCCUCAUACCUGUCCAACGUUGAUGUCUACCUGGAUGGACACCUUAUUACCACUGUGCAGGGCGAUGGAGUGAUCGUGUCCACCCCGACGGGCAGCACAGCCUAUGCAGCUGCAGCCGGGGCCUCCAUGGUCCACCCCAACGUGCCGGCCAUCAUGGUUACACCCAUCUGCCCCCACUCGCUGUCAUUCCGGCCUAUCGUGGUCCCUGCAGGGGUCGAGCUGAAGAUUAUGCUGUCACCAGAAGCCAGGAACACGGCAUGGGUGUCUUUUGAUGGACGGAAAAGACAGGAAAUUCGCCAUGGAGACAGCAUCAGCAUCACCACCUCCUGCUACCCACUGCCCUCCAUCUGUGUGUGUGACCCUGUGAGUGACUGGUUCGAGAGCCUUGCUCAGUGUCUGCACUGGAAUGUUCGAAAGAAGCAAGCUCACUUUCCAGAAGAUGAGGAGGACCAGGAUGAGGAGGACAGCUAGACUACAUUUCCCAGCUUCUAACCCGAUCAGGCCCUCAAGCCCUUGGGAGCCUUCUUUCUCUUGCUCUCUUGCUGGCCUUCUGGCUGACCUGGCCUUGACAAACCACAUGGCUGUCCAGGCAUCUAUGUCCUGUCUGCCUUGCUGGGAGAGCUUGGGUCUGCCUUUUGCAGAACAGAUCAGCUUUUUAAUGUUUUUAAAUCUCUUUUUCAUUUCUAAAGAAGCAAAAUGAGAACUGGGCUGGGUGUCCUACAUCUCUCCCAUGGGCCCCCAAGUCCCCCUGAGAUUUCUAGGUCAGGAAUUCCCAUAAAUCAGUCUGUUGAAAUUCUGAGGGGGUCAGAAUGAUUUGAUCUUCCUUCUGAUAUUGAAAUAAAUGUCUCAGCCAGAAAUCUUCCUUUAACUGCAGUGCUUUCCCCCAGGGCCUGUACCUUUCCCCGUGGCAGCUUUGCUCUGGGUUGGCAAGGCAAGCUUGCUUUCUGUGUUUCUGGAGAUGGCUCGGUUCCCUCUGAGUCUGGCCCCAAGACCUCUGACUCCUUCCAGAGCAGACAGAGGUAACACUUGGCACAGCCAUCCAGCAACCUCACAUUCCUCACACAUCAGGGCAGCAGCUCCUGGGGACAUUUUAAAUCCUAUAUACACUUUUUAGAGGUUAUUUUAAACUUUCUGAAGUGAUUAUGUACAUAUUUUCUUGUACACACUUUGUGAAGAUUUAGAGGGGACUGCCUGUUGUCUGGUGUUUACAUUGUAUCCAGGAUUACAUUGUAUCCAGGACAGGGCUCUGUGCUGCCACUCCUCCCUUACACAGUGGCCACAAGGGUUUUGAGACCAGCUCACUAUUGACUUCAGGCUUGUGGGCCUGCUCUCCUUCCACAAGAAUCUUAGGUUUGCAACUGAGAGGCAGCCAUAUGGAGCCUGUGUGCAACACAUGUAUGUAGUGCAAGUAACGCACGUGAGUGCCACACUGGCCCUGGAGCCUUUGUGGGGUCAGUGGUCGGCCCCAGCACCUCAGCUAGGUAUCCGCUUUCAGUUUUGUGCUCACCUCUUACGGCAGGAGUAGGGAGGACUGCCUGUUCUUUGACUGGCUUUCCAGGUGAAGUCAGGCUUUUGUCUCAUGCUUCUAGGGAAGGUUUGUCAGCUGCUAUAGAACCGACUACUCUGAGCUUUCUUCUACCUGUUAAAGUUGGGACCUACUGGGCACCCGUGCAGCCCCAAGUGGUCUGGCUUGAGUGCUGUUAAGCCAUGGUGGCUCAUCCCCACGGUUCACCUGUGCUGUUCAUCUGUGACUGCGCACAGCAGGCUCUGCUAUGAUCCAGAGGAAAGCAAGGUCUGAAGCAUAGUCCAUGCAUCUAAAAAGCGAGUGUUGACAAGUACAGAAGCAGCUGCCACCAGACUGAUCUCAAACACAUGGAAUUUUCACGUAAAUUCUUAAUGUUUCAUAUUGUUAAUAUCUUAAAAUUUUGUUAAUUGUUAAUGAAGGCCUUAUUACUAUUUUCAGAUUCUUUCAAUAAAUAAACUUGUUUUAAAAAAA
Messenger RNA from Rattus norvegicus (Norway rat), 4296 nucleotides. The record is from RefSeq and is a predicted model, not a curated record. NCBI's taxonomy places the organism in Eukaryota, Metazoa, Chordata, Mammalia, Rodentia, Muridae.